Messenger RNA from Gracilinanus agilis (Agile Gracile Mouse Opossum), 2790 nucleotides. It is a transcript of the gene IL4R, whose product is annotated as interleukin 4 receptor. The transcript is spliced from 9 exons. Gene Ontology annotation, molecular function: cytokine receptor activity; protein binding. Lineage: Eukaryota; Metazoa; Chordata; Mammalia; Didelphimorphia; Didelphidae. Gene Ontology annotation, cellular component: membrane; external side of plasma membrane. The record is from RefSeq and is a predicted model, not a curated record. The coding region runs from base 1 to 2790 and encodes 929 amino acids. Gene Ontology annotation, biological process: production of molecular mediator involved in inflammatory response; cytokine-mediated signaling pathway.
AUGGGACAGCCUCUUCCUGCUCCGGUGUGUGCCUGGUGGUGGUGUCUUUUCCUGUGGUGGGCAAGAUGUCCCACAUGGGCAGAAUUCUUGAAUUCAAGUGUCAACUGCUACUCUGACUAUGAUAAAGUCUUUGGCUGUGAAUGGAAGACAAACAGACCAACCAACUGCAGUUCUGAAUUCCAGCUGUAUUAUAAUCAGACUAAUUCUCAACUAUCUGGAAAGUGUAUUGCUGAGAACAAGAGAGUCAAUGAAGUCACCUUACCCUUGGAGUGUAUGUGCCAAAGCAAAGUGAAUGACUUUGCAGUUAUAGAUAUGUACCAGCUGAAGAUUCAGGCUGGCAAACAGGUCCUUUGGGAAAUACCUGACUUCAUGCCUUCUCAAAAUGUGAAGCCAAGAACCCCAACAGACCUUGUCAUCUCUAGAGCUCCGAACAAUGCCUUAAUCCUGACUUGGAACAGUACUUAUUCUUCAGAAUAUACCCAUAUGAAUGACUAUCUCACAUAUGUGGUUGAAGUUUCCGAAGAAGGUCACAUGCUCCCUAUCAAAAGAUGGGAGGUCUCUAAAGAACCCAACCUGACGAUCUUUGCUUUUCACCUGAAAAAUAAAUGUUCCCUCACUGCUCGAGUAAAAUCAAAAGCUUUAGGUUUAUAUGAUGGACAGUGGAGUGAUUGGAGUCAACCUACCAAGUGGUUUAAUGAGUAUCCUGGAAAAUCACUUGGGCCCCUGGAAUUGGGGGUGCCCAUUUUCUGCAUCCUGAUCCUGCUUGUUAAUGUCUUGUGCUAUUUCAGUGUCAUCAAGAUUAAGAAAGUGUGGUGGGAUCAGAUCCCCAACCCAGCCCAUAGUCACUUAACUGCAAUCAUUAUUCAGGACCCACAGCUUUCAUCAUGGAGGAAACCGCAUAAAGCAAAGGAAAAGAAAAAUUUCCCACACUGGAAGAUAUGUCUCUCCAAAUUGUUUCCCUGUUUGCUUAGCCACAACCUAACAGCCAAAGAAGAGUCUCCUCAUUCUGCUAAGGACAGCCACCUUCCUCUCCCCAGCAAACGAGAAGGCUGGUCAGUGGAAGUCUGUAGAGCUGUCUUAAUGCCGGAGCAGAUCAGUGUGGUGCAGUCAGUCGAGCUUUAUGAGCCUGAGGUGGAAAGUGAGAAAGGAGAUGAUGAUGACAUUUCCUUCAUCCCUUCCCCAGAGAACAGUGCAAGCAGUUUCAUACAGAACAAAGAAGCACUGGCAGCCAGGUUUGCCCAGACGCUGUUCUUUGAUCUCCUAGGAGAGGAUCCUUUUUUGUCAUGUUCCAACCAGCCAUCUGAGAAAUACAAGGAUUUGGCAGAUGCAACUGAGUCACCCCUGAAGGAAAGCAAAGAUCCGAACCAGAGCUGGGCCAGCCCUACCAGGCCAGGUUCACCCAUUUUCCAGAAUGGCUUCCUGAGUGGUCCACAGGUUUCUGAAACCGUCUGCCAGAGCCCUUGCAGAGACACUGCUUCUCCCACGAUCAGACAGUCCCCUGAGCCCCAUGAAGAGCUGCAGCAGUUUCCUUUAGCUACUCAAAUGCAGAGCACCGGAUCAACAUUGCUGUCAGAGGUACCCCAAGUUGUCGCUGAUAACGCUGCCUAUCGAAGCUUCAGCAGCCUCCUGGCUCAAUCCGUGCCCAGGACUGAGGAAGAGUCGAGUCCUCCCUCAGGUUCAUCCAACUGGUCAUCAGAGGAGACCGCCCCGUGCUGUGGAGACCUUGAUCUACAGCAUGAGACGGAGUGCUUGGAAGACUCUAAGACCUCUCCCUCCCAUAAUGGAGAGCCGUCUUCUUUGCUCCAGUCACAGGAAGAGAGCUGGGAGGAAAUCCUAAGACAGAGGGUUCUCAGGCAAGAAGGAGCCGUCACUUGCCCCACCAUUUUAGCAACAUCAGGCUACCGGUGUUUUGACAAUGCAGUAAAGCAAGGAAAUGACCAGAAUUAUAAGGCAGCUAGCUUUAAUGAACCCAAAGAAUCAGGAUAUCGAUCUUUUGCAAGUCUCCUAAAUGAUGCCAGGAAAGAAACCUCUGCAGAGAACUUUGGGGAUAAGUCUGAGUCUGGAAAAGGAGGAGGAGGAUACCAGCCAUUAAAAAACCUCAAUUCCUCUAGCCAAGAGGCAGAGAAAGGGACUCUGCUUCCCCUAUUUACCUUUGGUCUGGAUUUAGGAGAAGAAGCUGUCCCUCAGAAAUUCCAGCAUAACCCCAUGCCAUCCAGUCUCCUCAAGAUGUACAGUCCCCCUGAUACAUCUGAAGAAGAGAUAGAGAAGUACCCUCUGACAUUGGACAGGGAGGGUACCUCAAAGCACAGGGACACCCCUAAGGGGUCCCCAAGCUGUGCCAAGUUAGAUUUCAGCAAUGGCAUUGUCUAUUCCACCUUGACCUGUCACCUGUGUGGACACCUAAAGAGAUGUCAAAGUCCAGGUGGAAAUUAUAUGCCCCUGGGUGAUGCCCAGAGCACAAAGUGCAACUGUGUGGUUGAAACCCUAGAAACAUUGCCUCCACCUCUCCUAAAAGCCAACAGUUUCUUCCCUUUGGAAAAAAUGGAGAGUCUAGAGAGUGGUGUGCCAAGGACCUCUUCUGUGGAGCCUCUAGGGGAGAGUCAUUGCAAGGAAGAGUCUGCUCCGGGAGUCUGUGUGUCUCUCCUUCCUCAAGAGAGGGAAGACCCAUGUGGCUCUAAUCCAGAGAAAUGUAAAGGAACCCCCCACCUAAAGCCCAGCCCAAGCCAGCCCUUCAGCCCUAGCAUGGAAGACUGUGAACAUGAGGGCAACACCUACAUGAAAGUUUCUUAG